Lagopus muta (rock ptarmigan) is the source of this 8179-nucleotide messenger RNA. It is a transcript of the gene CLSTN2, whose product is annotated as calsyntenin 2. The transcript has 17 exons. The coding region runs from base 14 to 2863 and encodes 949 amino acids. NCBI's taxonomy places the organism in Eukaryota, Metazoa, Chordata, Aves, Galliformes, Phasianidae. The record is from RefSeq and is a predicted model, not a curated record. Gene Ontology annotation, cellular component: cell surface; postsynaptic membrane. Gene Ontology annotation, molecular function: kinesin binding; amyloid-beta binding; calcium ion binding. Gene Ontology annotation, biological process: positive regulation of synaptic transmission; homophilic cell-cell adhesion; positive regulation of synapse assembly.
CGCCGCGGCGGGGAUGCGGCGGCGCUGCGGGGGGCCGGCGGCGCUGCUGCUGCUGCUGCUGGGGUUGCUGUUCGGACCGCCGGGCUGUCCGCUCGCCGCCAAAGUGAACAAGCAUAAGCCCUGGAUUGAGACAUCGUACCAUGGAAUCAUAACCGAAAAUAAUGACACUGUAAUUUUGGAUCCUCCUCUUGUUGCUUUGGAUAAGGAUGCACCUGUUCCCUUUGCAGGUGAGAUAUGUGCUUUUAAAAUUCACGGACAAGAAAUGCCAUUUGAAGCUGUUGUGCUUAACAAGACAUCUGGAGAAGGUCGUCUUCGAGCCAGAAGUCCUAUUGAUUGUGAGCUGCAGAAAGAAUACACGUUCAUCAUUCAAGCCUAUGACUGUGGAUCAGGACCAAGUGGAGUAAACUGGAAGAAAUCUCACAAGGCAGUUGUCCAUAUCCAAGUAAAGGAUGUUAAUGAGUUUUCACCAGCUUUCAAGGAGAGUAUGUAUAAGGCCACCGUGACAGAGGGAAAGAUCUAUGACAGCAUAUUGCAGGUAGAAGCCAUAGAUGAGGACUGUUCCCCGCAGUAUAGCCAGAUCUGCAAUUAUGAAAUUGUCACAACAGAUGUUCCUUUUGCUAUCGAUAGAAAUGGUAACAUCAGAAACACUGAGAAGCUAAACUAUGAUAAACAGCAUCAGUAUGAGAUAAUGGUGACAGCUUUUGACUGUGGACAAAAACAUGCGAGAGAAGAUGUCGUAGUGAAAGUUAACGUCAAACCAGUGUGCAAACCAGGCUGGCAAGAUUGGAACAAACGUAUUGAAUACAAGCCUGGUUCUGGCAGCAUACCGUUGUUUCCCAGUAUUCAUCUGGAAACGUGUGAUGGCCCAGUUUCAUCAAUACAUACAACAAUUGAAUUGCAGACCAACUAUAUUGGAAAGGGCUGUGAUCGUGAAACCUACUCAGAAAAAUCUCUGCAGAAACUAUGUGGAGCAUCCUCAGGUGCCAUUGAUCUCUUACCAUCUCCCAGUGCAACAACUAACUGGACGGCUGGGCUUCUCAUGGAUAAUAAUGACAUGAUUUUUAAAUUUGAUGGAAAACAAGGAGCCAAAAUCCCAGAUGGAAUAGUCCCAAAGAAUUUAACUGAUCAAUUCACCAUCUCUUUGUGGAUGAAACAUGGACCUAGCCCAGGACUAAGAGCAGAGAAGGAGACUAUUCUCUGCAACUCUGACAAGACAGAGAUGAACCGACAUCACUAUGCCUUGUACGUGCACAACUGCCGAUUAGUCUUUCUGCUGCGUAAAGACUUUGAUCAGGCUGACACCUUCCGCCCUGCAGAGUUCCACUGGAAACUGGAUCAGAUUUGUGAUAAAGAAUGGCAUUACUAUGUUGUCAAUGUUGAGUUUCCUGUUGUUACCUUAUACAUGGAUGGAACGACAUAUGAACCUUACCUUGUGACCAAUGACUGGCCUAUUCACCCUUCGCACAUAGCCAUGCAGCUGACAGUCGGUGCUUGCUGGCAAGGAGGUGAAGUCACCAAGCCUAGGUUUGCUCAGUAUUUCCACGGCAGCCUAGCCAGUCUUACUAUCCGUCCUGGAAAAAUUGAGAGUCAGAAAGUGAUUUCCUGUUUGCAGGCCUGCAAGGAAGGUCUGGAUAUUAAUUCACUUGAGAGUCUUGGCCAAGGAGUGAAGUAUCACUUCAACCCUUCCCAGUCAGUCCUUGUCAUGGAAGGAGAUGACAUUGAGAAUAUAAAUCGAGCUCUCCGAAAGGUCUCUUACAUCAACUCUAGACAGUUUCCUACUGCAGGCGUACGACGUCUCAAAGUCUCCUCUAAAGUCCAAUGUUUUGGUGAAGAUGUCUGCAUUAAUAUCCCAGAUAUCGAUGCAUAUGUAAUGGUGCUUCAGGCCAAUGAGCCCAAGAUUACAAUAAGUGGGAUGGACCACUUUUCUAGACCUGCUGCACAAUUUGAAAGUGAAAGAGGAGUCAUUCUGCUGCCUGACAUCAGGAUUGUCAGCACCGUCACAAAAAUGGAGCAUUCAAAAAAAAAUGAUGGAGCUAAUAAGUCAGUGGUCGUGGAAGAAAUGCUCCACAACUUGGAUUUCUGUGAUGUUUUGGUCAGUGGUGCAGAACUAGAUCCUGAACAGGAGUGUUUAGAACUAGAUCGUACUGAGCUUCAAGGAAAACAUCUGGAUGCCACAAAUUCCACAGCAGGAUAUUCAAUCUACGGUGUGGACACCAUGCACAACUAUGAACAGGUUCUUCAGCAGAUUCGAUACCGUAACUGGUACACUUCUGCCACCUCUGAAAGAAAGUUCAGAAUCAAGUGCUCUGAGCUGAAUGGGCAUUACACCAGCAAUGAAUUUAACCUGGAGGUUAAUAUUCUGCACAGCUCCAACUCCAACUAUAUGGACCAUGUAAACCAUGUGAUAGUACAGCCACACUUUCUCCAGUCAGUCCGCCAUCCAGAGGAAAGCAAAAGUACUGUUCACAGCUCAGUUGUUCCAAGUGUGGCCACAGUCGUAAUUGUGAUCUGUGUGAGUGUACUCGUUUUCAUCAUAGCUGUGGGAGUCCAUAGAAUUCGGACAACCCAGCAGCACAGCUCUACAGACAAUGAAAGCAGUAAGGAAAAUGAAAUGGAUUGGGACGAUUCUGCUCUGACUAUUACUGUCAACCCCAUGGAGAAAUAUGAAAAGCCUCACCGGGUAGAAGAGGAGAGUGAAGAGGAAGAUGAUGAGGAGGAAGAUACGACCAGUGCUGAAUCGGAUGAAAGUGAAGAGGAGGAGGAUGAGGAGGAUGAGGAGGAAGUGACUGUCCAAAAGAGAGGCAAGCAGAAUCUCACCAGGCAAGAGCAGUUGGAGUGGGAUGAUUCAGCACUCCCAUACUAACAGCCCUUGAGCCACAUUGCUCCUUUUGUAACCACCAAUACAAUGUUUUCUCAGUCUAUGAAUUCUUUGACAGGAUUUGAACUGCUUGCCUGUAACUGUUUUGCCUAAAAUGAUCUUGUUGUAGUAAUUGAUAAUGAUAGAACUGACCCUUUUCCUACAAAGGCUGGAGAACACAUGGUACAAUCGUACUGGCAUUGCCAGUUCUGAAGUAAUCUAGAACUUAAUCUGUUAGCAAGCAUAGGGUUCAAUUUCCUCUUUCUGUAACAGAAGUCUGUGACAAAAGUGUUGUCACUCAGUCCACAGAGGUUUUUUGUCUUUGCUAUUUUUUCCAUACAGGAGAGAUUUCAGCUUGUUAUGAAGAACUACCUGUGUGGGUCCAAAUUACAAACACAGUUGCUGCCCUUUGGCUUCACACAUUUACAGGUGUAACAUAAUAUAAUCCCACUUCAAAUUAGGAGAGUUUUAGUGCUACAGGUGACAGAGACUAAAUUCCAUUCAUUGUCUCUUCCUGCCUUCUUGGAUGUUAUCUUCUACAAGGAAAUAUAUUUGGGAUGCAUGUAUGCCUGUGUAGAAUUGGACAGUGUAUUUUACAAGAAUGCUGUUUGAACCAUGAAGAGAAGGAUUUUAUCCAACCCAUGCAUAGAAGCUGAAGAAAGUGAAUGCUGAAGGUUACCGGGGGGGAAAAAAAUAUCAUUCUAUGUCCACAAAUGAAAUGAUCUUAUACAAACAGAAAAUUCUGUUUGAAUUGAUAUACUGAAAACCUGUACAGCUACUCAUUAGUUAUGGAUUGAACAAUUUGCAGCAAAUCGAUGCUUUAACCGUCCUGUAAAAUCGUUAGCUUGCUGCAGUACCUUACUGAAAUAGUGGAAAAUAAGCGACUUCAUUAUACCACAGAUAUGUACAGUUGGGAUUCAAACAACGAUUUUUUAAUGAGGAAAAGGUUCCCCUCUGCUUUGCUGAGUGCCAGCUGCAAUUCCUGUCUGGCUUUAUUCUAUAGAAAAGUAUGCCGUUACCCCACCCUGAGUGACACAAAAGAAAGUGACAACACAACUGUCAGCCCACUGUUGGGCUCAUAAUUCUCCCUUAUUUCUUCUUCCUGAAGCCAUUAUUGUUAAGAAAAGGUUUUAUAAAAUAGAACUAGGAUAACUAAAACCUACCUGGAACCAAAAGAAGUUGAAAAAAACUCGUAAGAGGUUGAGAGAGUAUUUUAGUUAUGGUAACACAGCAUAUUUUUCUUAUACACUGUUAAAAAAAAAGCUACGUACAAUGUGUUGGUAAGUCUUUGUGGUGUGUUUUCUGUCCCCUUUCCUUAAUAAUCUAUCUUCAAAUGUUCUGCAUACCAAGUAAUGCAGCACUUACUUGCUAGGAUAACUGUUCUACUGCAUAAAAACCAAAAUGGCAUGGAAGUGAAUGCUGCCUAGUGGCUUUUCUGCUUUUCUCCUAAAAUAGUUCCUUUUGUUUACUAUUUUAUGACUGACUUUUGUAAUUUGCUAUUUGAAAUGAGCUAUGUCCUCUUCUCUCUCCCAAAGAAACAAGCAGUUGGUUUUGACUUACUAGGAUGUUCCUGAGCACCUGUGUAUGAUAACUCAUCCUGCAAAGAGUAACCUGAGAGAUCUUGAGGGUACUCACAUACACCAUUAGCAGCAGCAGCUCCUGCAGGUCUUGGAAUUUAGAGAAUGUAUUGUUGGGUUUCUAGUUGGUGAUGGACUUUUUAAAUCAAUUUAAAUCAAUUUCUGCAUCCAUCUAAUAGCUGUAGGAAAAGAUUGACCACAACUGGAUAGUGCAGUUUAAUCAUGAGAAAGUAAAUGAAAAAAACCUGAAUAUAUUUUAAAAUUAGAGAUUUUCGUGCUCAUUUUUGUUGUUUAUUUUUGUUCUAGACUCUCAUAGGAAUUAAAACAGUAUGUGAAGAAUUGAGCCUAGAUACAUAAAGUUUAUCUGCAGGAAAAAAGAUCAUAUAAAAUGGGCUACAGCAUCUAUUUAUAGAGAGCCUAACCUGCACAAAAAAAAAACAUGUUACUACAUCCUAAUACCCUAGAUCAUUCCCUAGUGUUACUACUUUUAUUAGUGACAUGAAGCAGGGCCUUCAUGAUACUUGCUAUCAGCACAUUUCUCUGCAAAUGAAAUUUGAUAUUUAAAUAUCUACUUUUAAUUUUAAUUUCAUAUUUAAAACUGGACUUUAUUUAGAUUGCUUUUAAUGUCUCUGUUUUUCCUGAUUAUUAUCAUUGUUAUCAAUGCAAAUGUUAAAGCAAGCUGAAAACAGCAAUAUUAUAAAUAGCCUUUCUUUGUUUUAUAUGCUUGUGUCUGUCCAGCUGAUGGAUUUUUAUCUUUUUGUUACUGGAAGCAAAUCUAUUCAGGUCAUGCUGGUACAUUAUACAAAAAGCCAAUAUGAGGUAUUUUCUCUACUGUAAAUAAACUUACCUUUUUAGACUUAAGCAAAUUAAUGCAGGAAUGGGUAUCAGAUAAAUUUGGUUUGCAACAAAAUACUCAGAAAACUCAAGUGUAUCACUGUACAUAGUUUGGAGUAAGCAUGGCAGUGGGUUAUGCAGCAUUUUUCAUUCAGAGAGGAGCAGAAAACAUUAGUGAGAAAGAGCUACUUCACAAGUUUGACCUUACAGUUAAAAUAUUUGUAUUACUUUCACAACAGUGACUUAUUAAAAGCAAUAACCUAGUACUAGAAUAACACAAAUAUAAAAAUGUUUGAAUUACUUUAAAUAGCUUCCCCACCAUGACUUUUUUUUUUUUAUUGUAAACUAGUUGCUUAAAACUAAACCAGAACAUCACAUGCACACACAGGCACCUCUUCUGCCCUCUCCCCUACCCAUCAAAAGCCAAAUAAAUCUCACCUUUUAUCUCCAAAAAAUGUGUUUAUGCUGCAAACUCUGGAAUGUCAACUGCAGAUGUACUGUUUAUCCUAAGUCCAGUUGCAAGUUUUGAAGAGCUAUCAAGGCACAAAAACGGUGGCUUUCUUAUAGUAACAAUAAGCAAGCACAUCCAAAAACCAACUCUGAAUCCGUACCUGUAAUACAACAGCCAGAAUCUGUGACUACAGAGAUGUAAAAUGAUACCAAUGAAUGCUCUUGAAGUGUUGAAAUUCUAAUCGAAGGCUGGGAAAAGCUGCAAAUGCAAAUUUAAGACACCAAUACACUGUUACAUGCAUUAAUAUAGCUGCCUAAGUUGAGUUUUGUGAUCACUGGCUCUCAUUUCUUUUUCACUUCCACCUGAUCCAUGGUUAUUUUAUCUAUCUAUCUCUGCAAAGAGAACAAAGGCUCAAUUUUCAAGAUCAAUCUCAAAAUCUACUACUAUUUCAAAUUAGAAAUAGGCAUACAGGGCUCAUGACAUCUUUAAUGGUAAUUAAAAUAAUAAAAUAUGUUUCUGCUGGACUAUUUGUUCACUGAAAAAGGAAGUAGUGGCUCUACUGCUUUUAACUGUAAAGGACCUCCUUCACCAAGGGCCACUGUGAAAGUGCAGUGUGUUUCCCUUUCUGGUGCUGGACUUGCUGUGAACAUGCACCAUCCAUCAGUCCCCAUUUACAGAAGCUGCUCCUGCUUGACACUAAGCUGAAAAACAGUGCCAUAGGACAGUAGCAACUCCAGGUGAAGGCCUGGUCAGAGGAUAAUCCCAGAAGCAGCCCUCAUGUUACUUUGGCAACUAUUCUGAACCCUGCAUAUAAUUGUGCCUCACUCAGCUGUCUCAUUCCCUCAGACAAGUAAUGCAUUUACCUGGUGAGGAGUGAAGUCGGCUGGGAGAUGAUACUGCCUCUGAUGGAAUUUCUGGUGUUGGCACGUGCUACACGCUGAUGAAUUCUGCCAUCAUCCAUCCUUGGCAGACAAAGAAAGGAAAAGUAUUACACAGGCGACAGAAAAAAGUCUGAGGGGAUGUCCUGAAGAAGCUGCUUCUGUACUCUGGAAUAUAAAUUAUUACACCAAAUUAAGGAUGUAUGGAAAAGGAUGAGAAUACUUAAUUAUUUAGGGAGGGAAAAGAAAUAAACUAAUAAAACAUCUCUAGGACUUGGGAAAAGUCUCUUCUUCCCUUAAUACAAUCAGCAUUGUGAAUUAAGUAUAGCCGUAACAGUACAGCACUACAAGUUUUUGUACGCUUGCUGAAAAUGACAAAAUUCUCUUAGCAUGAUACAAUUUUCAUAUAAACAAUAUUCAAGAAUCUCUUUGGAGGCAACGGAGCCAAAUAAUACUAUGGCAAUUAACAUCUCAACCAUGAAUAACAAGUUGAUUUAAUUCUUAUUUCUAUAUUUAUUUUAGCAAAUAUUUUACCUUGCUGCAGUGUAGUUUUUUCCUGGAUGUAUAUACUCUGUAGUAUUUCUACACCACUGUUAAAAAGGUCCCGAGAGGUUUACAGCAACAGUAAGAAAGAGAACAGCUCAUUUGGCAGAAAAUGAAGGUGACAUAGCUUGCACAAAGGGAUUUUAAAUAUACUUACUUAGAUGUCUUCUGGUUCUUGAUGAAAUCCCAGCAUUAGAAAAAAACAAGUAGAAGUUCUGACACGUAUUGACAGUUGUCAAACUGAGAAGCACACUGGUAUUUCUCAUUUAAUGUAUGGAUAUAAAUAUACAAUAUCUAGAUGGGAAAUACAACUCUUGUUGUAUCUAGAGUUUUCUGUGAUGCUGUAUAGAUUCAAGCUGCACAUCUGCAGCUGCUCAGAGAAUAUUUGGAAGUGCUGGAACAUAGAGUCUGUAGAGUCAGAGCCCCUACAUCAGGCUAAUUAAUUCCGAGCUUUUUAGGAUCUCUGUCAGGUGCUAUUCAACUGCUGGCAUAUUAGAAAUCACAGACAAAAAAACAAUGAAGUCUGAUAAAAAUUACUGAACAAGAAAGUAAAAUUAUUGAGAGAAGGGCAGAAAGGGUUGUGUAUUAGCCACAGCUUGUUGUGUCACUCACUUCUGACAGCAAGGCUUGUGGUUAGUGCACCCCUGGACGUUCACUGUAACUGCUCAUCUUUCCUUAAUAUCUGCCUCAGGCUGUUCAGAGACAUCAGUCAUGCAAAUCUGAGAAGAGAGAAUUUAUACAUAUAUAUUAAAAAUACAACAAAAAUAAAUGCACCUUUAACAAUACUAAUGGUAUAUAACAGUCUCCUAUAUAAAUGUGAUAUACCACAUGUUUCAGCUAGUAUCAACAAUUCUAUAAUAGCACUACAUCUCUGCCUCCUUCGGCUAAACUAAGAAAUCCCUUAAUGCGGUCAGCUUUACAGCAAAGGAGAUGACACAAAUCUUAGAUGACCCAGCAGAUGAAUUAAAGUGUAUUCUGUUAUCAGUCUGUUUGCUUUAGCAUCAGGGAUUUUGAUGUUCUUGUUGCCUUUUUUUUUUUU